AAGGGUGCAUGAUCCGUACAGGAGCCAGCCAAAUAAUAAGUAAAUGAACUCUGAGAACACGCGUUGUCGGAAGUUUUUUUGUACGUUUAUACGAGAAUAAAAUGGAUAAAGACAACCUCUCCGUAGUCCUGCACUCUAAGGGAGAUCUCAGACUGGAACAGCGUCCGAUCCCGGAGCCAGGACCAAAUGAUGUGUUACUUCAGAUGCACUCUGUGGGCAUUUGUGGAUCAGAUGUGCACUAUUGGCAGAACGGUCGCAUCGGGGACUAUGUGUUGAAACAGCCCAUGAUCCUGGGACAUGAAGCCUCUGGUCGUGUGGUGAAAGUGGGAUCUGCUGUGACUCACCUCAAACCAGGAGACAGAGUUGCAGUUGAGCCUGGAGUUCCUCGUGAUGUAGAUGAGUUCUUUAAAUCUGGACACUACAACCUCUCUCCCAGCAUAUUCUUCUGUGCCACUCCUCCAGAUGAUGGAAACCUGUGCAGAUACUACAAACACAACGCUAGCUUCUGCUACAAACUUCCCGAUAAUGUGACUUAUGAGGAGGGAGCCCUGAUCGAGCCCCUGUCAGUAGGUAUUCAUGCCUGCAGGAGGGCAAGAGUCACUCUCGGAAGCUCAGUGUUUGUCUGUGGUGCAGGACCAAUUGGACUAGUUUCUUUGUUGGCGGCCAAAGCCAUGGGUGCUUCACAAGUAAUAAUAAGUGACUUGUCCACUGAUCGGCUUGCCAAAGCUAAAGAGAUCGGAGCAGACUUCCUGCCUCUUGUGAAAAAAGAGGAUACACCUCAGGACAUGGCCAAAAAAGUGGAGGGAAUGCUGGGUUGCAUGCCUCAAAUCAGCAUUGAAUGCACUGGAGUGGAGAACAGCAUUCAAACAGCCCUCUAUGCUACUCGUUCAGGAGGAGUGGUGGUGUUGGUUGGGCUUGGUAAUGAGAUGACCACCAUACCCCUUCUCAAUGCAGCAGUCAGAGAAGUUGACAUCAGAGGUGUAUUCCGUUACUGUAAUACCUGGCCGGUAGCCAUUUCUAUGUUGGCGUCUAAGAAGGUGAACGUCAAACCCCUGGUCACCCACCGUUUCCCGCUGGAGCAGGCUGUUCAGGCCUUUGAGACCACUCGUCAGGGUCUUGGGGUUAAAGUCAUGUUAAAAUGUGACCAGAAUGACCAGAACCCAUGAGAUCAACUACUAGACCCACAUCUGAUUAUUGCCUUGUUAAAGUCACUUCAACAAAUUUGUUUAAUCCAGCAAGUUUUGAGAGUAACCUCACUAUUGGUCUCGGGUUCAGCAGUCACAGGAAUUUCACUGUGGAUUCAGUUAUGUAUCAUUUAAAUUGCAUUGUAAUUUACUGUAUGAAUCUAGGAUUUUACAUUAGUAAAAUGAAUAUAAAUAAAAAAAUAUAGAA
This is a messenger RNA of Pimephales promelas (fathead minnow), 1392 nucleotides long. RefSeq names its product sorbitol dehydrogenase (gene sord). Gene Ontology annotation, molecular function: L-iditol 2-dehydrogenase (NAD+) activity; zinc ion binding. Gene Ontology annotation, biological process: D-sorbitol catabolic process. The record is from RefSeq and is a predicted model, not a curated record. Lineage: Eukaryota; Metazoa; Chordata; Actinopteri; Cypriniformes; Leuciscidae.